AUGGUGCCCCGAGGAUUAACCCUCGGCGGGACGACGACACGGGAGCCGGAGCCGGAGCAGCUACGCUUUUACGACUCUCCGCCGCCACGGAUGGACGCGAGCGUGUGCUGUCUGCCCGCCGGUGCCGCGGCCACCACGGGGGUCACGCAGCACCCUCAUCCGGCGUCUCUGCCCGGUCUACCGUCCGCCGCCGUCGGCGUCCAGCCGCCGACGAUCCAGCCGUCCUACGCCGCCCAGUACGCCGCCGAUCAGAUAGUGCCCGAUCGGGCCCAACCCGACGGACCCCUCGCGACGGUGCUCGGAUGCAACGCGCAGGACAGCUGGCAGCAGAUCUCGUCGACGACGUCCACCGGGAUCACCGGGGCCGUCACCGCCACCACCACCGCGUACAUCGACUACUCGUGGCUGCAGAUGCAGCAGACGUCGGACCUGGACACUUUGCUGUGCAGGCAGGAUCUCGAUCGUCUACAGAGGCUGGACGAGGAUGAAUCGGACGCGAGAGAUGCGCGGGAGCCGUCCGUGCACAUGGAGGACUUCUUCGAGGUCGGCGGACCUACGGCGGUAUGCCGACCGCCACAGGCCAGUUUCGUUUCCGUCAGGAGUCAGCCGGCAGCCGCCGGUCAGGACGACGACGUCUUUCUCAGGCCGCCCCUCUGGGAGGAUAUCACGUCGAGUAUCCAGAAACUGGAUCCGGAGAACGCGGACAUGCUGGGCUCGCAGUCUCACGUGAAGAUGGAGACUGACGAUGUGACACCGCCGCCGGUUCUCUCGCCGGUGGAGAUCAAGACGGAACCGUUACCGCCACCGCCGACCCUGCAUCUCCUCGAGGGACCGGCCGCGAACCCCUCGCAGAACCCCUUUCCAAACUCCUCUAGUGUUCAACACGUCGUCCAUCAUCGGACGACGACGACGACGACGGCGACGACGGCGCUCUUCAAGAGCUUCCCCAACGGCAACAACAAUAAUAACAACAGCGGGACUGUUAAUAGUAAUAGCACGAGCGGGAAUAAUGCCGGUAGCAAUAACGGUAGCGGCAACGGCGCCAACAACAACAACAACAACAACAACGGCAACAACAACGGCGGUGGUAGCAAUAGUGAUUCGUCGACGAACAGUCAUCAUCAGCCGAGCGGCAACGCGACGUCGCCGCUCUACGGCUCGAUGACGAGGCUGAUGUAUAUUUCGCCGCUGACGCCACCGAUCUCCGAUCCCGGCUCGCCCAUCGGCGCCGGUCCACCCAGGCGGACACCGCCACCCCCGUAUCCUCAGCCGGGUCCGAUCCUGAAUCCGGCCCACAGGAUCCAGCCGUCGUCGAUGUCGUCUAAAUUCAACAGGCGGAAUAACCCGGAGUUGGAGAAGCGCCGGGUGCACCACUGUGACUUCAUAGGUUGUACGAAAGUCUACACGAAGAGCUCGCACCUAAAGGCUCAUCAGCGGAUACACACGGGCGAGAAACCGUAUCAGUGUCAAUGGCCGGAAUGCGAGUGGCGAUUCGCCAGGAGCGACGAAUUGACGCGGCAUUACCGCAAGCACACCGGGGCUAAGCCCUUUAAAUGCGCGGUCUGCGAGCGUUCCUUCGCCAGGAGCGAUCAUCUCGCGCUGCACAUGAAGCGGCACCUCCCGAAGCAGCACACCAAGUGAAGAGAGAGGGAGAGUAUAUGGGCAGAGAAAGAAAGAAGGAGAAGGAGAGAAAUCUCCUCUCUUUGCUUCCCGUUCGUUCUCGACUACCUGUGUUUGGACGCGCGCGCUGCGUGGUUUUCGCCAUUCAGGCUUCGAGGCGCGGAACUUUUCGAAAACAUCGUUAGUUGGAAAACAUCGAGAGUUUAUAGAAACGUGUAGAAAUUGUCAAAGAAAAAAAAAUGGAAAAAAAACUCUUUUCUCAAAUAAUAUUGUAAUUUCUAAACAGAGCGAUAUCUAUGACAUCACGCAUUGCAGAUGUUGCAUGUAUUUACGUUUGUUUCUAUAUACGCUUCUCUCCGUACGUCAUUCACGUUUACUAUCGAUUCACCGGAGAGCUGCGAAUUGAGCGAUUCUUUUCAAAUUGACUUUCGAUCCGCGAACGAAAGCACUCUUCGACUCACGUUCGUUUACGCAAUCGUCCCGAUGCAAUCGAAUUUGCUUUGUGCAUCGUCCUCGAUACGGAUUAUUCCGCCGCUAUAUAGUUUCGGAGUCGGCUCUGAACCCGAUCGUCGGUCCCGAUUCGCAAUAUUAUACAUAUCAGCGGAGCAUCAAUCGUAUAUAUACGCUCUUGAAGCGAGCCGUCUCGAGUCGAUCGCUUCGGUUACGCUCACUACCGUUCGGUUAAGCAGUCAUGACGAAAUACAUCCUCGGUGUGGGUGGUGAUCGCGAGGAAAUAUUUCGUCAUAGCGCUGUAUAUACUCACUCACGGACAAGUGAGUCCGAGUGAGGGAUAUUACAAUCCCCGUUCCUCGGUAAACUAUAAGCGUAUAAACUUCACACCGAGACGGGAUGGACCCGAGCCGCGUCGACUCGUGCGAUGCGAGAAGUGAAGCCAAUGCUCUUGGAAAGUAAAAGCGAAAACAUCCGUCUUCUAAAAGGCAGGUUAUAUAUUACCGAUCUUUUACAUUCACCUCGAAACGUUUACCUCGAAUCUGACCUGAUAUACUACGCGGUUCUAUUUGAAAUAUUUGCAUUCGCGAAAUAUUUGCAUUCGCGGAUGAUAAGAAUUUUUUCACUCCCAUAUGUGCACGUGUGUGUUCCCCCCGUAAUCUUUUCUACAUAUUCUUAUUUACAAAAGCUUCAACUUGUCGCACAAGUGGGGAAGAAGCUCCGCUAAUCGUCAUUCAUAUAUUUUUCGAAGCUGGUAUACGAGCCGUCACGCGUCUCGCGACGCUUGUCGAGUCUCUCGCGAAAUGAUUUUGCCAGAUUAAAGCAACGCUAUCUCGAAAUUAUCGCUAUCUCGAAGCUGGCUGCGCGACUCCGAGAUAUCCUGUUUGGCGUGUAAACGAUCGUCCCCGCACACGGUCGAGCUUAAAGUCGAAGAAGCUUAAUCCCGCGUCUCGCGCCGCGCGCGCGCAUCACGCAUCAUCGUCCCGCGUCAUCAUUUUCGAUAGUCGUGUGCUCUAACGCGAAAUUCGCCCCGAUAUUUGCCGAACCACCUCGAUAGCAGAAACAGAUAGAUAGAAGAGCGAGUAUCACGCUUCGCCCGUUAUCACGUUCGUUUAUGUGAGAAACGACACGAUAUCGUGAUGCCUUAUGUACAAAUUCGCGUAGUCUUGAAGAGAUAAGGUGUCUUAUGGCGGUCGAUGUGCGCGUGCACGUGUAUGUAUGUGUGGGCGAAUGUGUUUGCGUCCGUGUGUGCUAUAUUGCGAGUGUGUGUAUUUAUAUGCGUAUUCUACACACGCGGUAGUCUAUAUGUAUGCGCUUGUGUAUACGUGUAAAAAAAAAACCAGAGGAAAAAGCAGAAGAUACGCAUCUGAUAGCCAUGUAGCUAGUGUAAUAUUAUCUGUAUAUUACGCGAAGCGAUGGGCCGGGAAUAAUUCGUUCUCACGCGUGCUCCGAUCGAUUCGAUCCGAUCCAUCGCUCGUCGUUCACCGUGCUUCGCGCGAAAGGCUGUACACGUACACCCUUUUCGCGUCUGAAAUCGUGCGCGCCUUGCGCGAAAACGCGAGAGACGAAAAUUUGUAGCGAUAGUCAGGGACGGAUGCUCGCGUCGAGGAGACGAUUAAUUCCUUUAGGUCUCGAUCUCUUGAAUCGCUGAAAACUUGGCGAGAUAUUUUUCGAAUAAUGAACAAUCUCUUUCAAUUGCACGUGUCCCUUUAAUAGCAGCUCCUCGCUUAUGAUAAUGCCUCCGUAUGCCCAAAGACUUGUCUCCAAAUCUAAACGCUGUCAAAGACCUCGAUGUAACUUUUCCGAAAUAUCAACCAAAAUUUUUUUUUUUUUUUAAUUAUAAGGACAGAGAUGCAUCUUCUCUCUUUAACGCGUUUUAUCGCUAACGAGAAGCCGGACAGAGUCCAGCUUUAGGCCUCGAAAAGUUCUCGUCCGUCCCUGGCGCGCGCGCGGAGAAAGAGUGGCGUCGGCGAAAAGCGAUUUCGCGUAUAUCCGGACGUUCCGUUACGUUCCGAUACGCGAGCAUGUCCCACCUUCGGGAGGAGCGCGCGCAGCGCAGGAGGCCAAAAAUUCUGUCCGUAUAGUCCGCCGCUUUGUAUACAACGCGCGAAUCGUUGUAAUAAAAUCGAUCGAUCGGAUCGUUAUGUAGUUACGUAGUUACGAACGUUAGACGGAAAAACGAAGUAACGUGUCUAUUUAUAUCUGUCUAUCUCCGCCUAAUCUCUGCCUAUCUCACGUCACCGCAUUCUUCCAAAUUGACUCUUUCGAGUCGUCGUCGUCGUCGUCAUCCCUCUUUCCCUAGCUCGUACCCGAUUCGCGACACGCGUGUCGCGGAUCUUCCUUCAUCUCGUCAUCCACAUCUCGUCUUCUCUCCCCUUCCUCCCUCCCCCUUUUCGUUUCCGUCUCGUCUUCCCUUCGUCUUCUUCUCCGCUAAUAGCGAUCCCGCUUGUCCUGCCUUUGGAUCGACUUUACGAUAUACUAUUAUAUUAUAAAUGUGAAAUAUACCUCAUUUGCAGAUACGCAGCAAUAGUAGUCGACCGCGAGCCCGCUCCGAUGCGCGCUAAAUCAAAUUUCUCUACGCACCUCCUACUCUCGACUUUACGGUCUGUCUAUAAUGUUUACGCUGUAAUUUGUGUGUUGUGUAAUUUAAAUAUAUGCGAAAUGGUAUAUCUCUCUGUAAAGC
Molecule: messenger RNA, 4753 nt
Organism: Wasmannia auropunctata (little fire ant)
Lineage: Eukaryota; Metazoa; Arthropoda; Insecta; Hymenoptera; Formicidae
Product: early growth response protein 1
Exons: 4
Coding region: 1-1641 (546 amino acids)
Biological process (GO): regulation of transcription by RNA polymerase II
Molecular function (GO): DNA-binding transcription factor activity, RNA polymerase II-specific; RNA polymerase II cis-regulatory region sequence-specific DNA binding
Source: RefSeq, a predicted model, not a curated record